GGGAUCAUGACCUGAGCCGAAGGCAGAGGCUGAGCCACCCAGGCGCCCCUCGGUUUGUUUUUCUUGGUGUGCUCGGAGUGAGUGCCGAAAAGCUUCAAGUAACCAACCCCUCUAUUUCCAGGGUCUGGAGGGUUCUGGAAGCAAGUGUUGCCAGGUGCUGUUGCAUUGGUGCCUUGUUCUUAUUUAGGGGUCUAGGUGGCUUUCCCCUAUACCCCCUAGCUCACAGUAGGUGGGGCAGGCAAACAAGCUUAGAGGUUUGGGCGAUUUCGGCAAGGAACGGGGCUUGCUUUAUCCACAUUCUCACAAAGAUGAAGCUUUGGGGAAGAUUCAGCCCAGUUCUUCCGUGUCACCUGAAAGUUAAUUAAGGGAUCGGCAAACUACAGAAGCCGGCUCGGGGACUAGAGCUCGGCGCGAAAUAGCGCUUUCUGUGACAAAAUAAGCAACACCCGUGGAAGUGAUAGACCUGACUCCGGAAGCACUGCAGCUGGGCGCCAAAUUUGAGUUCCUGGGCGCGAAGUUUAAAUUUGCCCCGUCACCACACACCACACUGUGAUAGGUGGGUACAGGGAGUAUGAGAACAACAAAGUUUAAAUUUGCCCCGUCACCACACUGUGAUAGGUGGGUACAGGGAGAACGAGAACACGUCAGUUCCUAUCCCCCCACCCCCCACGUUGAGCCCGGGAUCUAUAAAAGGUCUCGCGCCUGGCGUCCCCUCGCAGUUGCUCAGGAGCUCCCUUGGCAUCGACCACCAGCUGGAGGUAAGCGACGAUCCGCCACGCUAGAGGCGCCCGGAGCAGACAUGGACAUGUCAGAAGAAGCAGCUGGCCAAUCUAAGAUCCAGGAUGAUGAUUGUUGCAUUCUUACUGUGGACUCAAGCAGUGAUGAAGAGUUUGAGCCCUUUGGAACCAAAAAGAAGGAGCAGAAAAGGAACUUUAGCUAUGUGGUGAUUGACUCUGACUCUGAAGACGAAUACUUCAGUAAUAAUGUCAGAGCUCACAUAUCUGACAUCAGCAGUGAAGAUGAGAUUCUGGAUGUGUUAUCAGACACCGAGGAGCACCCUGCCACCAAGGAGCCACCAAUAGUUAUUACUGAUGAUGACAGUGAUUUUGAGGGCCCUGUGCUCAUAAUAGACGAGGAUUCGUGUGAUCAGGGCCAAACUGCCUCAGAGGAAAAAGAGAUGGAGGUCUUCAAUGUCUCCCAAAGUGGUUCCUCUAAUGAUGCUGGGGAGCUGAAUCUUGGUGAAAAUCUGGGCCAGCCACCACGCGGUGCCGAAGCCGAGGUGGAGAUUGCAGAUGACAAGCCUGCACCUGUGGUGGAGCAGCCACGGAAGAGGAAGAGUAAGACCAAGAAUAUAUGUGUGACACCUGCUGUGAGAGUCUCCAAAAGACGUGCGCCUACAAAGAAGAAGCCCGGUGCAGGGAAAAUUGAAAAACGCACGCCCGGGAAAGCAACGUGCAAAAUACCUGGAUGUUUCCUGCGUGACCUGGAAAACGCGAAGCAGUAUUCUGGAAGGAAAUUCAAGCAAAAUAAGGAUAGCCUGGUUCAGAAAAUCUACACCCUGUUUAACAGCUCGGUGUUUAAUAAAAAGCUACCAGAGAAAAUUGAUAUUGGCUGGAAUAAAAAGAUGCUGAGGACCGCUGGCUUAUGCACCACGGGUGAGACCCGUUACCCUAAGAAGCAGCGUUAUGCGAAGAUCGAGAUUUCCCUGAAAGUCUGCGACUCCGCAGACCGUCUCCGGGACACUUUGAUCCAUGAGAUAUGCCACGCAGCCUCAUGGUUGCUUGACGGCAUCCGUGACUCUCAUGGGGACGCAUGGAAAUAUUACGCCAAGAAAUCGAACAUGGUGCACCCGGAGCUGCCCAUGGUCACCCGCUGUCAUAACUAUAAGAUUAACUACAGGAUCCAUUAUGAAUGUACUCGGUGCAAAACCAGGGUUGGCCGCUAUACCAGAUCCUUGAACACCGAUCGCUUUAUCUGUGCCAAGUGCAAGGGGCCUCUGGUCAUGUUGCCGCUAACUCGCAAGGAUGGAACCCCCAUUGCGCCCCAUGUGAGGCCCUUUGCUAAGUAUGUGCAGGAGAAUUAUAGAACGAUUAAGCAUGAGACGGAAGGGAUAAGCCACGGGGAUGUGAUGAGACGGCUGAGCAAGGAUUAUGCCGAUAAGCGAAGGCAGGAUCAUUGAGGUUAUCUGGGGGCGUAUUUCUGUGGGCUGAGCCCCCCUUAACUGCUAAGAAGUUUUAGAAAAAUAUCUGUUUCUGAUAAGUGAUGAAUAUUAGGAAUAUUAGGAUUUAAACCAUUUCUUUAUAGCCUCAUAGAGUUAACGAUGAUUGUUCUUAGGCAAGGAUUCUGCUACUAAGCAAUUUUGUGCCCUUGAGGUACUCAUAAGCCCUUUGGAUCAGAUCCACUCUGGGUAUUACUCUUAACAUAGUUUCAACAUGUAGAACACAAUUCAGACACAAACUGCAUUUUCAAGAGGGGCAGGUGGAGAUAAGAAGGAUGCUGGAGGUGAUCGAGUUUUAAAGGCCGCGCUCCAAGACCAGGGCUGCUGGCCGGUAGAACAUGUUAUACUUAAAUAGACAUAAAAGACAAGCAUAUUUCAUGAAUUUAGUUGCUCUUGACAUUGAAUAAGCCUGUGCUGAGCCAAUGUAAUUGUUAUUAAGACAAAAAAAAAAUAAAAUGUUUUCUGAAA
Messenger RNA from Mustela erminea (ermine), 2686 nucleotides. RefSeq names its product germ cell nuclear acidic peptidase (gene GCNA). The transcript has 11 exons. Gene Ontology annotation, cellular component: nucleus. The record is from RefSeq and is a predicted model, not a curated record. NCBI's taxonomy places the organism in Eukaryota, Metazoa, Chordata, Mammalia, Carnivora, Mustelidae. Bases 572 to 2179 code for a protein of 535 amino acids.